Sphaeramia orbicularis (orbiculate cardinalfish) is the source of this 4356-nucleotide messenger RNA. It is a transcript of the gene tle3b, whose product is annotated as TLE family member 3, transcriptional corepressor b. The transcript is spliced from 21 exons. Gene Ontology annotation, cellular component: transcription regulator complex; nucleus. Gene Ontology annotation, biological process: regulation of DNA-templated transcription; negative regulation of canonical Wnt signaling pathway. Gene Ontology annotation, molecular function: transcription corepressor activity; protein binding. Lineage: Eukaryota; Metazoa; Chordata; Actinopteri; Kurtiformes; Apogonidae. Bases 699 to 3062 code for a protein of 787 amino acids. The record is from RefSeq and is a predicted model, not a curated record.
CUCAGACUGUGUGUGGUACGGAGCGCGCGGAGGAACUGGCGUUUACCCGACAGCAGCAGCGGCAGCAGCUCGUGCUCAGUUCAGUUCGACAACGGGUCCGACAUUUUUUACGUUUUUUCCUCGAAAAAAAUCAUCUUCGGACACAGCGGAGGAUUGGUUUUAUGGUUUUACGGCUACGGGAUCUAAUAUAAGCUUUGUUUGAAGUUGUCUGCGGUCAGUAGGGGUUUCCAGUGUACGGAGAGGCGUACGGAGAGACGCGGUGAUCCGAAGGAGCACCGGGGUUUUUAAAGGACUGAAGGGGCAGAAGAAGAACAACAACAAGAGGAAAAAAGACACGACUGGAGGAAAAAACACACGGAGACGGACAUUUUCACUCCUCUGCGGUGGAGACUACAAGUCCGGGAUAUUAAACGCUGUGUGUGGAUACUAAUUUUUUACCUGUGCGGAAGAGAGAGAGGAGGAAUCAGUGGAGACAAAGGUCCAAAAGGAAAGGCCGUUGGGGUGAUCCGUCCACCGGUCCGGGGUGAUCCAUCCACCGGUCCAGGGCUCUGAGUGUGGCCUCGUAGCCCACAACAGUGCUUUGUCCGCCGCCAUCCUGUGUGUACAGGGGGAGGGGGCGGCGGGGAUUUACCGCACCUUCUCUGGGAUUACAACUACUGGGGAAACGCAUUGAAGUCCCCUUGUGUUGAGAAGUCAUCAUGUAUCCACAAGGCCGGCAUCCGGCUCCUCACCAGCCAGGGCAGCCUGGUUUCAAGUUCACUGUGGCAGAGUCCUGCGACAGGAUCAAAGAUGAGUUUCAGUUCCUGCAGGCCCAGUACCACAGUCUGAAAGUGGAGUACGAUAAGCUGGCCAAUGAGAAGACAGAGAUGCAGCGCCACUACGUCAUGUACUAUGAGAUGUCCUAUGGGCUCAACAUCGAGAUGCACAAACAGACUGAGAUAGCCAAACGCCUCAAUGCAAUUCUUGCUCAGAUCAUGCCAUUCUUGUCUCAAGAGCAUCAACAGCAGGUGGCCCAGGCUGUUGAACGGGCAAAGCAGGUGACAAUGACUGAGCUGAAUGCUAUCAUCGGGGUACGUGGACUUCCCAAUCUGCCUCUCACUCAGCAGCAGCUCCAGGCCCAGCACCUGUCCCACGCGGCCCAUGGCCCCCCUGUCCAGCUGCCUCCACACCCCUCAGGUCUGCAGCCGCCUGGCAUCCCCCCAGUGACUGGUGCAGGCUCCGGCCUGCUGGCUCUGGGCGCUCUUGGCAGCCAGGCCCACCUGCCUGUAAAGGAUGAGAAGAACCACCAUGACCUGGAGCACAGAGGCCCCUCAUCUUUUCACUCGCCUCUGGCUCUUCCUCUGAAAGAACGCGAGUCCAGCACGAAUAACUCUGUGUCGCCGUCAGACAGCCUGCGAGCAGCAAGCGAGAAGCAUCGCGGGUCUUCAGAUUAUGGCCUCGACUCCAAGAAACGCAAAGUGGAUGACAAAGACAGCAUGAGCAGAUAUGACAGUGAUGGAGACAAAAGUGACGAUCUGGUGGUGGAUGUUUCCAAUGAAGAUCCGGCCACCCCCCGGGUCAGCCCCGCUCACUCUCCUCCAGAAAAUGGCCUGGAUAAAUCCCGGGUCCUGAAGAAGGAUGUCGCCCCCAACAGCCCGGCCUCGGUGGCCUCGUCAGGCAGCACGCCGUCCUCCAAAGCCAAGGACCACGCCCAUAAUGACAAGUCAUCCACACCAAGCCUGAAAUCCAACACACCCACACCCAGAAACGAGGCUCCCACACCAGGAACCAGCACCACUCCAGGACUGCGGCCGCUGACGAUGGGCAAACCACCUGGCAUGGAGGCAUUAGCUGCUCCUGCCCUACGUACACCUCUGUCGAUCGCUGGGUCCUACGCCACCCCGUUCGCCAUGAUGGGUCACCAUGAGAUGAAUGGCUCCCUGACCAGCCCCGGCGUUUAUCCAGGUCUCAUUUCACCUCAGAUGAGUGCUGCGGCCGCGGCUGCAUACGGACGCCCAUCAAUCGCAGGGUUUGACCCUCAUCCACAUAUGAGAGCUCCAGGUCUGCCCGCCAGCCUUACCUCCAUUUCAGGAGGAAAGCCGGCUUAUUCUUUUCAUGUGAGCGCAGAUGGUCAGAUGCAGCCCGUGCCCUUCCCUCCGGACGCUCUGAUCGGCCCGGGUAUCCCACGCCACGCUCGCCAGAUCAACACACUGAGCCAUGGGGAAGUGGUGUGUGCCGUCACCAUCAGCAACCCCACACGUCACGUCUACACCGGUGGCAAGGGCUGUGUCAAGAUCUGGGACAUCAGCCAACCCGGCAGCAAGAGCCCCGUGUCCCAACUCGACUGCCUGAACAGGGACAAUUACAUCCGCUCCUGUAAGCUGCUGCCUGACGGCCGCACCCUCAUAGUGGGUGGCGAGGCCUCCACUCUGACCAUCUGGGAUCUGGCCUCGCAGACGCCACGCAUCAAGGCGGAGCUCACUUCCUCUGCUCCGGCCUGCUACGCUCUGGCCAUCAGCCCUGACGCCAAGGUCUGCUUUUCCUGCUGUUCGGAUGGAAACAUCGCUGUGUGGGACCUCCACAAUCAGACCCUUGUCAGGCAGUUCCAGGGCCACACAGAUGGAGCCAGCUGCAUUGACAUCUCCCACGAUGGGACCAAACUAUGGACCGGAGGACUCGACAACACUGUCCGCUCCUGGGAUCUGAGAGAGGGGCGGCAACUCCAGCAACACGACUUUACCUCACAGAUCUUCUCAUUGGGUUACUGCCCCACUGGGGAAUGGUUGGCUGUGGGCAUGGAGAGCAGCAAUGUGGAAGUUCUACACCACACCAAGCCUGACAAGUACCAGCUCCACCUGCAUGAAAGCUGCGUUCUGUCACUGAAGUUCGCCUACUGUGGUAAAUGGUUUGUGAGCACAGGGAAGGACAAUCUGUUGAAUGCAUGGAGGACUCCUUAUGGUGCAAGUAUUUUCCAGUCCAAGGAAUCUUCGUCUGUCCUGAGCUGUGACAUUUCAGCAGAUGACAAAUACAUAGUGACAGGAUCUGGAGACAAGAAGGCCACAGUGUACGAGGUCAUCUACUAGAGAACAGCAGGCUUCAUCUGCUUCAUCUGCUUCAGUGUUUGGACUGAGGCCACGCCCCCGUCUGAAGCAGGAGGAGCUGGGACACAACAGACACUGCAAAUGGAAACAAGUGGAGCCUUUGGUUCAAGGGGCUUUUCUGUGGAGGUUUUUAUGUUUGGGUUGUACAUUUUUUGUGAUUUCAAAUUUUAGAUUUUUUUUUUUUUUUUUUUUUUUGGACAAUAUGUAGGUGUCACCCUAUGAAGCAGCGCUUCAUUUCUAAGAACCUCGUUCCCUGGACAUCUUGUGAAAAGUGUACAUAUCGGAUUAAAUAAAAGACAUUUUAUAUAUAUUAUAUAUAUUAUAAAAAAUAUAUAUAUAUUUUCAUGUCCUGGGUGUACUUGUGAUGAUUUUUUUGCCCCCUCUCUCUCUCCCAGUCUGAAGUGAGAGAACAUAAGGCGAGGACUUUUUAACAGCUGAUUUUUAAAGCACAAUCUCCAGGCUGACCUUUUCAGAAAUCAAAUUCUAGGAGCACGAAAACUCGCAAGUAGGACAUUUUGUGUUGAUUUUUAAAAUGGCCUUUUUGUCACUGUGCUCUUACCCGAUGAUGAACACGUGCUCUGGUCAGACCAGGAUCAGGAUGGACCACUGCAGAAAAACAGAUGGAUGUAAAUGUAAUUGUUCUAAAUAUCUAUAAAACCCUUUUUAAAGUGGACUAAAUGUACUGCUCCGUGUGUGUGCUCUGUCUCCCUGUUUGUUUGACCUUGUUAGAUUAUGGGAGAUAAGGAACGUUUCAUGUUUAGCUUCACCUUGGACCUCCAUCAGCAGCAGGCACAAACUGGACAGCUGUGUGCUUUUUGCUAACUUUGACGUAAUCUGGAUCUUGAAUUGCACCAUUGAUUUGUUGGCUACAGACUAAACUCAAACAGUCCGAUGUGGGCUACUGAAUCCUGAUGCCCUUUGUAUCUUAUCACUGUUCCUGGAAUAUGUUUGGCCGCGUAGAGAAGGCACACAGAGACUUCUGACAGCUCAGUUACCCCAAAUGUUCAGCAAGGCCAGAGGAACAGCAUGUCCGUCGAAACACAAAAACACAACUGAACACAUGGAAUGUGUCCCAUUCUGACUUUAAUUCAUGCUAGGUGAAUAAUUCUGGUGUCUUCACUGUGCUGCUGAGCCCGUCAGCAUUUCCACCUGAAAAACAAAAGGACAAAAGCACUUGUCCCUCCUAAACCACACCAAAGUCGAAACGCUGUCAGCACUGAAAACAAAUGUACAGUUGUUAAUAAAACCAAUAAAACUGUCUUUUUGUAAAACCGUC